Cyclospora cayetanensis is the source of this 828-nucleotide messenger RNA. RefSeq lists its product as uncharacterized. The transcript has 5 exons. Lineage: Eukaryota; Apicomplexa; Conoidasida; Eucoccidiorida; Eimeriidae. Bases 1 to 828 code for a protein of 275 amino acids. The record is from RefSeq and is a predicted model, not a curated record.
AUGCGUUCCUGGUGUGUGCCGCUCCCACCUCUCUCUGGACCCCCUCCGUGUGCAAGCCUUGGUGGCUGUAAGCCCCUCUCCACGACCACUCGUGGCAUUGCGUAUGCGGAUGACGAUGAUGAUGCAGCUACGUCUGGCGCUUAUUUAAUUGCCGUGGGAGCUUCUGGAUCGCUAUCUCUGAGCAACUGGAACUGUCAAGGCUCUCUCGUGCAGCAAGCCCUCGUGUUUCCUACCCCUGUUUCUGCCGCUGCCGCAUUCGUUCCUGCAGCCAAUGCUCUUACCCGUGCCUUUCAGACUGCAGGUCAGUCAGAUGUCUUCGCACUCCAUGAAGGCGCUCCAAGCCUCGAAACUUUCGCUGCCUGCUUGUCAUCAGAGUCAGUCUCUGCAGCAACUCUAAAGGCAGCUGCAACACCCCCUGGCUCUGCAGAUGGCCUGCGCAAACUCCUACUGGCGAGCCGUGUUUCUGACGCCCUCGGACAGCUCAACGCGAGCUUCCCGCUCAAAGAUCCCAAGCGGGCGGAAGCGCUGCAGCACUUUCAUCUGCUUGCCGGGUGGAGUCGCUUCGCAAGUUUGAAUUUCUCGGUUGCCUUCCAGCACUUUGCCCAUGCCCCCCUCGAUCUUGGUCAUUUGCUCAGUUUCUGGCAUCGCCUCUGGCCUUCCUGGCUGCAGAUGCCGUUGCUUGAAGAAACUCAGGAGCUGCUCAAGAUUUCUCCCUGCGCGCUAGUGCCUCCCCCGAAGGAUCUGCAGGAUUUUGGUGAGCCAAGAGACUCUGUGCGAUUGCCUUGUAGGCGUCAGUUGCGUGAGGCUGACGCACUUUUUAAACGGUAA